CGGCCGUAGCCCCGCCCCGCCCCGCCGUACUGUGCGGCCGCGGGCCCCGGGGCCCAGCUCCCGGCCCGAAGCGCCGCGCGCGUGCGGGGGGCGCUGUGCCUGCGGGCGUGCGUCCGCGUGUGGGAGAUGAAUUGGAGUCACACGACUGGGUGUUUCCUUCCGAGUGGUUUUGAUUAGCAAUCCAUUAGGGGAGCGUGGAAACUUUUUUUUUUUUUCUUCUUGUGGCUGAAAGGAUGAAAACUGAGUAAGUACACAGAACUUUGAACUUGAAGCGGAAUGAAACAAAUACAAGCAAAACCCUAGCAGUAACCAUGUCCAUUCAAACCGUGCAUUCCCUUUUUAUGUGAAAAGCCGUGAAUGCUUACAGGAAAGUGGCAAUUUAAAACGGAAUGAAGGGAAGCAGUGAAGAACCGUGAAAGGCUGGAAGCAGGACUGCUCUAAAAGCGGAGGAGAAUGAGGAACUGCUCGGGCAAGCUGGCCUGCAUCCCGCGGUGCAACAGGCACUUUUGGUUUUAACCUAUUGAGCUCUUCAGCGCUGUUUCCAGACUCCAGAUUUACUUUGGUAUUGUUUUCUCUUUUCCUGUAAAGUCUUUGCUGCGAGUUUAAGGAUGUUGUGAAAAUAAGGCAUCACCGGAAGCAAAAGUUUGGCAGCCUGGGGAUACGCUCAGGUUAUUAGUUACCACUAUUAUUAUUUUGAUGUCUUUUUUUAACCCAGGCCAGCCACUUUUCACUGUCAUCCAUGGAAGGGAUCUUAUUAACCGCCUCAGACUUUGGGGACCUAUGAUUCUUUGGCAUGAUCCUUCGGAAAGUUCUUAAGCGGGGAUGGAGCAAGCUUGAUUUAAAGACUGAUUUGUAUUUUUUCAUGCUGACCAAAAAGAGCUGCUAUGACUUUUCCGGCAACGUGGACGGGGGCCAAGUGAAGCUGAGCUGGUCAUGGUCUGUCGUCCAGUGUUCCCUUGUCGUCGGCGAUUUUGCCCCCGGCCCUUCUUGGUGGGCUUGGUGGUGGCAAUCUGUCUCUUCUACCAGAUCCUGACACUCCGAGGGACAAGGAAGCUCACAGCCGCUGACCCUGGGGCUGCCCCAAACGCACCCACCAAAACCCAAGCAAGCAGAUGUAAGAAAGGACUCUCCCUGGACAAACAGUGCUUCCUUCUCCCCAGUAAUGCGCAGGAAAUCAGAAAGAUCGAGAAAUCGAUAAAGACACACUUUGGGAGCCAUGACAGAAGGGCCGUCCUCUACAGGCCUCCUUCCUACAGCAAAAUGGAGUUUCAGCUCCAUCAGCACGUCCUCACUCAGCAUCGCUACUCGGUCGUCAUCGCUGAAGAAAGGCUUGGUGCUGGUCUUGGGCUGGGGCUGCUAGAAAAAGGUGAUUUGGGCUCUUGGGAUCUGCUCAUUUGCCUGUCUUCUAGGAAAGCUGGUGGAAAACCUUGCAUAUCCAAGGAAGACAUGUGCCAGUUAGGUUUACAUCAAAAGGUAAACAUAUUACCAGAAAUACAGCAUCAGCUUUGCAGUAAAGAAGGAUUAUGUCAAAUAAUUAGAAGAUUUCCAGAAUUGCGACUUGUGGUGAGCCCCUCUGUGUGUCUGGAUCAGAGCAUACAGUUAAAGCAGAGUACUCUGAGUGACCUUUUAAAAACAGUGAAGCCACAUAUGUGGAAACCAUGGGACUGGCAACGUGAACAGCUGAAUCAAACAACAGUCCUUGCUCCACAUGAAACAAUCUUUAGAGCUGAAGAACUGUCUGUGAUUCUUAAAGCAUAUGUGUUGGUGACAUCUUUAAGCCCUUUGCGUGCAUUCAUUCAUUCAACCGGCGCGGUUUGGAAUCCACCAAAGAAAAAACGCUUCACUGUCAAGUUGCAAACAUUUUUUGAGACAUUCCUGACAGCCAGUUCACCUCUUCAGGCUUUUGAUAAUAUGAAGGAAGCAAUUAGCAAACUCCUCCUAGCAGCUGAAGUAUUCAGUGAAACAUCUACUCUGGGACCAAAGGCCUUCAAUAGAUGCAGAUUAUGUUUUCAACUUUUAACUUUUGAUAUUGGUUACUACAAUUUCAGGUACCCUGUUGUGCUCCAGGUGCAUGAGCAUUUAAAUUUUCAAGAUGGUGAUAAUACGGAUUUUGAGGACCAAAACACAGAAGAAUCCCUUUUACAAGAUACUUUCAAUUUUCUCUUCUCUAAUGAAUCUUCACUUCCCAUGUUUUCUGAGAUAUUUCAGGGACUUUAUGUAUCAGGUGUUUUUAAGGGCGAAAACUAUCAAAAGGAACCAAAUCAAUGCCUGUCUUUAGAGGAGAUGCACUCAAUUAUGACUUUCAUAAAGGAACUUGGGAGUUUGGGGCCAUUCCAACUGCUCUUCCCAUCUACUGCUCCUGGGAUUCAGUCUUUGAUGCGUGAAUUUUAUGAUAUGGCAAAUCCUAUAGGACAACCUGGUUCAGUCCUGACUCAGUACUGGUCUCUUUUAAAUGUAUUUGAACAAUUUCGGCUCCUGAAUAAAAACGCACAGCUACACCCACUGGAAUGGGCUUCUUUCACAGAGGAUGAGAACAUUGAAAAACCACAAGUGCCAUUUGAUGCAAUUGAAAAUAAAAAAGCUUCUGUUCCACGAAUUAUGAGUGAAACCAAAGAAGUUCAUUGUAGUAAUGUGCCUGAUGGAAGUUGUACUGAGAUACAGGCCUCAGAACUGGAGUCCAGACACCCAGAAGAUGACACACAAUGUUAUAUCAAACAGAUACUCACACAUCCACAUUUGGAACUGAAUCCUGAAUUUAACCCGAAGAUCAAAGAUUAUUACUCUGAAGUUCCAUUUGACAUGGUAACAGUGACAAUUGGAGCAGAGACUUCUAAUUGUCAGUGCAAGGUGUACCUGCACGAUCGGGCAGGAACAAGCUUUGCCAACUACCCUCUGGGCUUGGGAAUGAACAAAAUCUCAAUGUUUGUGGCAGAUGAGUCUCCAGCACAGGGUGAGACCCUGAUCACGUACAAGCUCACCAUCUACAGAGAAGAUCGUCCAAGUCUGCCCUUGUUUGAGGACUUCUCAGCAUGCGGGUUUGUGCAGCUCACCACUUACGUGUUGGAGAACUUAGACCAGUUUCUCAUCUGUCAGGAUUGUGGUUUGCUGAUUCACCCAGAAGAAGCCUGUGGAUUACAGCCUAUUUCCUCUGACUACAUUGAAGCCAUUUCACAGCCUGAACUAAAGAUCUGUCCAUCUGGGGACACAAAAGGCCAAUGGAUCGUGCCUUGCCUUAGCUGUUCAGACAACAGGACCUGUGACUGGAGAGAGAUAACGUGGCAGCCUCAGAACUGCCAGUACAGCGUUCUAACUAAGCCUCAACUCCAGCGGUGCCUGGGGGGAAGGAAGAUUCUUUUCAUUGGAGAUUCAACCAAUAGAGGAAUAAUGUACUAUCUGAUCGAAAGACUAAAUGAAACCUUGCAAGAAUGGCAGAAGGUCCAUGGCACAAAAUUCUACCACAAUGUCAAUGGUGGGAAGACUUUGGUCAGUUAUUCCUACUAUCCCCAGUUCUGGAUAAGCCCUUCAUUGAGACCAACAUUUGAAAAAGCACUUGAACAUCUCUUGCAAAGAUCACGUCCCCUGGAGAAUACAGGCCAGACCGUAUUGGUCGUUGGUGGUGUUCAGUGGCUUAAUUCCAAUCACCUACAAAUUAUUCACAAGGUUUUGAAGAGGGAAAAUUUACUCAAUAUCCUUGUGAUCAUCAAAACUUUGGGAAUUGGAUUUCAUCUCCCAGUGGAUGGACUGCAUUUCUUGACACAGAGUGAAGUUCAGAACUUAUGGAAAGAAAAUUUGAUUAUUCUGGAUGCUGCAAAGACAUAUGGCUAUGAAGUGGUUGACACAUUUACUAUAACAAUGGGGCGAUACAAAGAGUUUUUGCAGGGGACGUGUGGAUGUCAUUUCCAUGAGGUAGUGAAGUCAAAGUUAUCCAAAGAAUAUCACUUUAUCAGAAUGAAACAAUCAAGAAAUCAUAUUGUAGGAAAAUAUUUCAGCAAUCAAAGCAAACGACAACAAGACUCUGUAACAAAUUCUCAAUCACCAUAUCAUGUCAGAGGUCCAGUUAAUCAGGUUUGCUCUGAAAUCCUUCUCAGCAGGAUGUGUGCAAGUAAAAGGACUGUGUAGACUCCCUGCAGGAGGACUGAACUUGGAAUUGGAAGCAAGCCACUCACCUGGACGUGGUCUAAGAACCAAAUCCUACACAUCACGGGUAUCUUGGAUUGACCACACACUCAUGCAUGCUGGCACACACAUACACACCAAUGCACACAUGGCUUAAAAAAAAGUAAUAAUAACACUUUUCUUCCUACAGCUUUAUAAGGUCAAUAUAUGCACUUGACAAUCACUUGGUUUCAAGGGGAAAGCUAGAGCAUGAAAAAGGUUACUUGAAGUAUAAUCAUAAAUUGGAACCACUGUGGGCUAGGUGUUGCAUGAUGAUAAUAAGGAGAAAUAUAGACACUUCAAUUAUGUGGACAAAAAGGAUAAUGCUCUUGAGUAUUGUGUUAUCUUCUCUAUCGGUACAUUAAUACUGAAGAGGGGAAAAGAGCAGUUACAUUCCAUUUGCAAGUAGGGAUUGUGCUUGUGUUUUUUACCAGGAGAAAGAGUGAUGUGUACGAUAGCUUAGACUUUGUAAUCUAAUGCUUAGGAAAAACAUUUCUUCCUAUACUUUUUAAAUUUUACAAUUGAAAGGAAAAGAACAGGAAUGCCACACAGGGAAUUCGGAGGGAUUCUAGGAGAGACAUAGGAAGUGUAGUAAUUUACAGUUAAAACACCAAUGGAUUUAACUUUGCACUCUUUGUACUUUUCAGUAACAUUCCCUCCUAUCCUGUCUGUGAACUUGGAUGGGUAACUGCAGUCUAAGUUGAUAAAAAAUGUAAUGUUAAAGUGAGAAACAAAAUGUAGUUCCUCAUGUAUUACUUUAAUAUGUUUUAUUGAUGAUACUACUUAAGAAAGCUUUUGUUUGCUGUUAGAGGCCUAUGUAAUUUAAGGUUACAUUUUAUGUAAAUAUUUUCAAAGGAUUAGGCAUUUGCAUAGGCAUUUAUUUUCAUAAAGCAUUUGUAUACAUCCACAAAUACCAUGUUAUUGGUAACUAUAUUUUGGUUUUUCUAAUCCAAAUUGAGAGUAGGAAUAAAAAUAUUUUUUUAUUAAAACUGUGGCAUACAUAUAGAAAACAUACCUAGUUCUAGUAUUGAGAACUUUCUCUUCUAUAUUUUAAUUUCAAAAUAGUGAAUUUCUUUAUUUUACGUGUUUUGUUGUAAGCUAUCCCACAGUUACAAUUGUGUUUUAAAGGAUUAUUUUUCUUUUGGGGAAAAAAUAAAGCUGAGAGUGUUAUUCAAUACAUGUCUGAAAUUAACAACUGUACAAAUACCUCAAUUUCAUUACCAUACAAAAAAAGAGAGACUAUUUUGAUUGAUCAGUUCCUUGGUAUGAAUAUCCACCUCUUUAAAUACUCUAUUUUUAUAUAUAUUUUUAUAUGAAAGUAAACAUGAAUUUAUAUUUAACUGUCUUAAGUUAUAUUUAAGCACAACUAUCACUUGAUAUAAACAAUACAUAUCUGCCUCUGACAGAUGAUAGAUUUUUUUAAGUGGUACAGAAUUAACCUUUAAAAUGAAAGAUUUGGGGGCACCUGGGUAGCUCAGUCGGUCAAGCGUCCGGCUUCAGCUCAGGUCAUGAUCUCACUGCUCGUGGGUUCGAGCCCUGCAUCCAGCUCUGUGCUGACAGCUCAGAGCUUGGAGCCUUCUUCCGAUUCUGUCUCUGUCUCUCUCUGCUCCUCCCCUGCUCGCUCUCUGUCUCUGUCUCUCUCUCUCAAAUAUAAAAUAAAGCAAAAAAAAAUUAAAUGAAAGAUUUUUCUAAUAUCUGCAACUAUAUGCAAACACUAUUUUUAGGUUUUUGACUAUUUUUUAGUGAUAUAAAACGUUGCCAAUUCAUGCAGCCUCUCAUCAUGUUUUAAUGUAUUAUAUACUCUAUAAUAGGUUUAUAGUCAGGGAUGUUUCUUGUAAUUUACUGUCAACCUAACUAUAAUAACCAUCUGACUGAGGUUAGUCCUGCAUUUACCUCUUCACCAUUGAAAUAAUAAUAGAUUUUAGAAACAAGUGUAACAAUACUAUUAAUAAAUAUCUUACUAGUAAUAGUCUGUGUUCAAAGAGUAUCUUUCAUUUUCAUUUUUACUGGAGGUAUACAACCAUAGAGUGAUUACUUGGCAAAGAUAUUAUCAUACACAUUCAACUAUUUGAAUGUGGUUUAAUAGGAUAACUGUCUAGUUCCUUCCAAUCCUGAUAUCCUCUGAAUUUUGAUCAGAUGAACUCCCUGCUGUCCAACAACCAAAACUUUUGAACACAGUGCAGUGAAGUGUUUUUUGUUUUUUUGUUUUUUUUUUAAAGAUAAGUCCCUGAAAUGCUAGGAUUAUUUUCUUUACUCCUUAAUUGAAAAAACAUUUUUUUUACUUUGGGGAAUUAGGUGUGUAUAUGUGUGUGUGUGUGUGUGUGUGUGUGCAUGUGUAUUUGUAUGUGCUUAUCAAGUUCAUCAUUUGAGAAAAAAAAAGAAUAGGUAUUUAAACAAAUUUUUAGAUGUAAAAGUUUAAGGAAGUGUAUUAUUUUUGGUAAGAACUGAUUAGUAUCCAAUCUAAACUGAACUAAAGAAAACAUUUAUAAUAUUGAAAGUCAAGAAUAACUGCAUAAGCAUGUCCAAGCAUCACUGUUGACAUUGUGUGUGUGUGUGUGUGUGUGUGUGUGUGCAUUUGAAAGCACAGUGAGCUAUUUGCAAGCCAUCCAGGUAGGCUAAUAGGAUCCUGUAGGGAAAUAUGAAAAAGAAAGGCUCCCCAUUCCCUGCCAGUUAGGCUUACCCUUGGGUCAUCUGAUCUUCCUCCUUUUAGUUACCCCUGUGCUUAGCAGUCAUCUCUACAAAACAAUAAUUUCCACUUAGAAAGUGUUGGAAUAAAUCACCGAUUUUUGAAAUGGAAAUAGUUCUGGUAAUGUUUAUGAGGAAAACAUAAUGCUGUUGUGUAUUUGAAGUUUCUUCUUUCAGUUCCAUUUCACUGAAGGAUUCCAAGAAGAAAAACAGAAACUGAUCAAAAAAAUAUGUAACCCACUAAAAGUUAUUUCAAAGCGGUAAUAUUUUGGCAUGGUCUGGAGACGGGGGUCUAAUACAGUAAUAGGGUUAAGAGCUUAGGCGGUCAGCGUUAGGAUCUUAUUAAUUAUCAUCUUAUGGAUCCUUAAGUUGAGCAAAGACUUAAUCAUCGGUAUCUAAAAGUUUUCCCUGUGAAUUUUCCACCUUGCAAAAAGAAAAAUGUUAUCAAAAUCAGUGGUUAGGAUUAUUGUAUUUAAAAUGAACAAACAUAAAUUUGAGUAAGCUCAGGGCUGAUAACUCCAAAAAAUAUAUAUUCAUUUGCAAAAUGAAUCUACAGCAGAUUCUGAGUAUUUUGACUCAGUCAAAGAGUCCUUUCUCUACAAAUACUACAGUAGUUUGUUUUUUUUAAAUGUGUGUUUUAGUUCAAUUGAUUUUGGUUGCUGUUGGAAACUAAGGCAUUUUGAUAGAUCACUUUGACUUAAGGGGAUGAACCAGAAGUUGUCAGAAAACCCAAAGACCUACUAAAGACAGCAGGUUAGUGCCAGGACUUCCAAACUAGACUUUCAAUUUGGCAAGGCUUCCAAGGUUUCAAACUGUCAGGGAACCUUUUAUCAUGUUUUUAUUGCUGUAGUAACUACUAUUAUCAACUUCCAUAUUUUUUUUAUGAUUUGGUCACCUGGUGUAGGGGGCUGUGGAUCUCAUUUUUUCUAACUGAUACAGACCAUGCAGUCCUCCUAAAAUGGGGCUCCAUUUGUUUUCUUUAUGUUCGCUGAAAUAUAAAGAAUUUGUUUUAUGGCUCUAUUAAAUGUCGGAUCACUAUGUUUUAACACACACAAUACACAAUCAAAACACUAAUGCUUAAACUUCUCAAGAAUAUUUACAACUUGUAAGUAUAUCUGCAAUGUAAAUGAAGAUAAUUACUUAAACCCAACUAAUAGGAAGAACAAAAUUAAACAGUUGCUUUUAGAGAAAACACUAUAAAAGGGAUGUUAUAUAUAUUUCUACAAGGCCAUCAUAUUUAGUUAGAUUAAGUUUGAAUUUGAUUUAUGCUGAGGGCCUGGUUAUGAGGAGACAAGUUAUAUAUCUAACCAAGACAUUUUUCUCAGGAUAACAAUAUAUUGUUAUUUUUAUUACAUGAAAAGGUAAUUCUUAUAAAAUUUAUUUAAAUGUUUUGAUAUUUUAAAAAGCAAAGAAAUUAUAAUUGGUUAUUUGUACAUCAGAAUUCGGAAAUAACAUGGUCUCAUAUAUAUGAUGUAUUCAAUUGAUUUUCAACUGUUUAGUAAAAAAUUUCCUUAUUUUAUGGUUGGCUGGUGAAAUACAUCAAUUUGAUGCAGGUUUUAGUGGUAGGCUAAAUGAUAUAAUGAUGAUGGUAUAUGACUUAUUUAUAUAUUUUGUUCAAUUGUAUUUCCAUUUUUUCCCUAUAAUAAAAUCUGUUCAAAAUGUG
This is a messenger RNA of Neofelis nebulosa (Clouded leopard), 8503 nucleotides long. RefSeq names its product cadherin like and PC-esterase domain containing 1 (gene CPED1). Lineage: Eukaryota; Metazoa; Chordata; Mammalia; Carnivora; Felidae. The transcript is spliced from 24 exons. The coding region runs from base 934 to 4119 and encodes 1061 amino acids. The record is from RefSeq and is a predicted model, not a curated record.